Triticum dicoccoides is the source of this 1946-nucleotide messenger RNA. RefSeq lists its product as uncharacterized. The record is from RefSeq and is a predicted model, not a curated record. NCBI's taxonomy places the organism in Eukaryota, Viridiplantae, Streptophyta, Magnoliopsida, Poales, Poaceae. The transcript is spliced from 10 exons. Bases 185 to 1567 code for a protein of 460 amino acids.
AGAGAAGGGAGAGAAACGAGAGAAGCGAGAGAAGGGAGAGAAGCGAGAGGUAGUGGGCCCGCCGCCCGCGUCCUGCAAUAUAACGAGGGGGGACGAGUGCCGCCGGUGCCCCAAUCCCCACUCCCUCAUCCAAAUCCAAUCGAAAGUCCAAUUCCGUCGAUCCUAAUCGCCGACUCUGGGCGUGAUGAGUUCCUUCGCCGUGGUUUCCGACAAUGGCGACGAGGACGCCUGCGUGGGGGAGAACUCCGUCGUGGUCCCCGUCAAGAGCGAGGAGGACGCCCGCAAGGGCGAGGCCUCCGUCGUGGUCUCCGGCGAGGGCGAGGGCACCUGCAAGGGUAAGGCCUCCGUCAUGGUCUCCGGCAAGGGCAAGGACGCCGUCAAGCCCUCAUGUACGGCGCAGUAUCCCUGCGUCAAGCGGCUUCGUGAGCGGCGCCUCCUCUCCUUCCUCCUGGACCAAGGCUUCGACGGCGCCUUCAGAGAGCUGAAUCGCGAGACGGGGGUGCUGUUCAACGUGGAGCACAUCCGGCGGCUGGUGAGGCGGGGACAAUGGGAUGACGCCCUCAUGUACCUCAACACCUUCCUGCCGCCGUUCAUCAGUGAACGUCGGAGCUUCCGCGCCAGGAUCUUCAACAACUUCCUCCUCAUGCACCACCGCUUCGCCAACGUCGUCGCCGGCAACAAGGACAUGCACCUGGACAAGCAGUACGCCGACGGCCGCAGCAGCUCCACCCGCGCCGAGCGCAGGUUCCGCUCCAUGAACUACUCCAUACUCGCCCCGGAUUCGGGCCACCUCAGGGCCGCCAUCGACUGGGACAAGGUGAGGAGCCACGCAGCGUGUCUUAUCCCCGAGUUGGCUCACCGUACUCCGGAGCUGAAACGCCGGACGGUGUUGCCGUCCCGCUGCAUGAUGCCGCACGAUGUACUCCCCAUUGGGACCGGUUUGUUCCUGAGGCGUCGGGUGAAGAAACAAGGCCCCCAGCCGCCAAAAACAGACGCUAUCAUCACUGCCAUAAAACACCAGCGGUAUUGCCGCCUCGUUAGGGAUUCGAGCAUUGGAUCGAAAGAUGAAGCACUGGAACUGCUGGUCAAUUACCUAGAUCAGACUUUGCAGGCUGGUCUACCUAGAGGUUGCACACUAAGCUAUGACUUUCAACCAAGUGGGAAGGAAGUUGAACUUGCUGCGGAUGCUUCUGAUGCUCCGUCAGAGCAAACCAUGCUUGGCACAUCCACAGAUAAUGUUAAAGUCCAUGCCACAUCGUUAGUGAAAAUUUCUGGUGCUCCAAUCUGCCAGAUCAUUUCUGGUACCUUGAAAGUUCAUGCUGAAAACCCUGGGAUCUCAACACCGACAAAUGCAGGCACAAAGCGUUUAAUACAAGAAGGUUAUCAUACUCAUAAUCAAAUGGAUGGACUGCCAACCGUUGAGGAUGAUAUUGAGGCAAAGAGGCAACGAACGACUGGGACAUUUGGUGAAAAAAGUUCGGUGCCGGCGUUUGGAGGCCGAGCAUCCACCGAUGCCAACACACUGGUGAACUUCAGGCCGAAGCUGAGGCCCGUCUGCUCCAUGUGAAGACAGAGAUGGUUGAUGGGCGACUGCACCCACCGGUGCUGCUGCAGCUAGCAUUUGGUUGUUUCGUUCCUGCUGCUCCUCCUAUACUACCUACUUAGUGCUUGCGCCGUGAUUAUGUCACCUGCUUGCUUGAGGCUUGCAAGUCUCCUAGAACUCAUAAUGUUAUGUUAUGCUAUGAUGCUACUAUAUGAAGUCGUGGCGUUCUUGUUAAUUAGAGCUAUAUAUAUGGUCUAUGCUAGCAAGUCAGAUUUACGUCAUAUGUAUUAAUGGAACACCUGCAUGGUCUUGGAUUUUUUUUGGGUGCGUACAAGAUGCUAGCUCUUCCAUGCAAAAUCUGGAAAAGCAAUUCUUGGUACAGUUUAAGUAUGAAAUUCAGUGA